AUGUGGCUGCAGACUCCGUUCCGGAGAAGAUGCCCAAGGCAGCACCAGCUAGAUUCAGAUAGAUCGGCCACGACCGUGGCGCCAGCAGCCUUGAGCUCGCGUUACGUUCAGACGUGUCCAGGACAGGAGCUCUCCCGGACCUAUGCAACCACUCGCAGCAUUGCAGGCUUCCGCCAAAUAUUCAGCACGAACCCUAUAAAGACCGUAGGAAGACCAACAAUCGUCUGUGCAAUCCCCUCUACAGGCUAUACUGGCUACACCGGAACGAUCGCACAGUCGGUGGUGACGGUGGCAAAGCCGGGCUCAUCACUUCUCGUCGACCGCAGUCGUUGCAUCGCAGUCCGGGCACCGUCCAACAUCCUGCCAUGA
This is a messenger RNA of Symbiodinium sp. CCMP2592, 369 nucleotides long. The record is from the annotation of a GenBank genome assembly. Lineage: Eukaryota; Dinophyceae; Suessiales; Symbiodiniaceae.